Messenger RNA from Acaulospora morrowiae, 1500 nucleotides. Lineage: Eukaryota; Fungi; Glomeromycota; Glomeromycetes; Diversisporales; Acaulosporaceae. The record is from the annotation of a GenBank genome assembly.
AUGAAGAAGGUUGCCAAUCGAUUGGAUGAUAGUUAUAUAGAAAGUUUUUAUUCAGUUUUUUAUCGGAUUUUUUCAUUGCUGGCUGGCUUAAGGGAGGGGAACAAGAUUUUAAUGACUACUCCAUGCGCUGUCCGCACAACUAAGGGUGACAUUCCACGCGCUGUCCACCUUACGGGACAUCGUAAAUACCUUAAAAACGUUGAUACGUUCUGGAAUCAUAUUGAGAGACAAUGUGCUGAGCUCGAGGCCGCUAGUUUCAUUAUACGAAAUACCACCGAAGUGUUCAAAAAUUCCGUCGUAAAUAUCAAUUCCUCCAUCAAGAAUCUCAAAUAUAUUGAAAAGCUUAAGGGUACCGAGAGUUUCAAACAAAAUUCCGAAAAUGUAGAGAGUUCCUUAGGAAAAAGACGUGGCACUGUGUCAGAUGAUUAUGAUUCUUUGACUAAAAGUGACGUCAACGAGUCACCUUGUGAAAUGACAGUCAAACGAAGAAUGAUUCAGAAUGCUUCAUCAUCAUCAUUGAUUUCAAUAAUGGAAAAGUAUCGUGUAAAGCAAACCACUUCGAAAUUUGAUUUGGCACACAGUUAUAUUCUGGAUCUUACACCCAAGUCAAAAAUAGAAGGAGAAUUUGACCCAAAGUUAUGGGCAGAGCUCAUAGCUGAUAGACCUGUCAUGGCCAAAACCGAAUACCAUAAAGAAAUAGAAUCCAUUUGCGAUCACCUAUUUGGUCCUCUUUGUAAAAAAAAACAACCGAAACUUUAUGAAUCUCGUGAUAAAUGGAAGACCUUAAGAUAUUUAAAGGUACCAGAAUAUAAUGAUGAUUUUUCAUACUAUAAGGAAGAAUGGGAGAAAAUUUUAUAUUGGGCAGAACACGCUAUUGUACCAUUUCUUAAUGCUUUUGAAUCUGAAUGUAAUCCUAUACAACGACAUAAUUGUGGAGAAAGGGAGUGGUUCGGAGAAUAUGUUGUUCCCAUAUUUAAAGGAGCUCUAAGAUUGAAUACUUCUUAUUGUGUUUCGUGGGGGGAGGUUACAGUGAUCGCAACUCUUCGAAGAAAAAAUCAAGAAAAAAAUGUAUUAGAACACCAUCUUGAAAGGGGUCACUUAGCAGAUUUAGUAUGCGAAAUUAAUCAACAAGAAAUUGUUUGUGGGUUGGGUUGCGGUGGUCCUCGUAAAUAUGAUCUUACAAAAUGGGGCUCUGAUGAGUAUCAACUUCCAAGGAUGCUCAAAGACAUGCUAGAUGACAUACUAGAAAAAAUUCGAAGUAGAAAUGGAUGUACGUCAAAUAUUUACACUAUCGGGAUUCAGCAAUGUAUGGCAGAAAUUCGAAUAUAUAUGAUGGAGAAACGUGAUGUAUAUCGACUUCACCUCUUAAAAUCAUUCGAUCUACCUCUGACUCAUUCAUCUUAUGGCAUCCUUCGUCUUGCUCUUUCGUGGGCUUGGAACAUCAAGGGCCUUGUUGAAAAUCUAUCAUUUGAAUUGAAUGACAGAAUUUGUUUCUUCUAA